Molecule: messenger RNA, 1266 nt
Organism: Thamnophis sirtalis
Lineage: Eukaryota; Metazoa; Chordata; Lepidosauria; Squamata; Natricidae
Source: RefSeq, a predicted model, not a curated record
AUGUCUGGAACUGAGUGUGGGAUGCUGGUGGCAAUGAGACUGAAUGCUAAAAGAGAUGGAAAGAACAUCUUUCUUCAGAUAUCAGUGAAGAAAGAUGUUCUUGAAUCCUGUGCUAACUAUAAUACAAAUGAACAAGUCCAGAGAAAUACUUUGCAAAUUCUCACUAUUGAUACCGAUACUUCUGCACAUACAUUAUCUGAAUUGCUGAAUAUUCCAGAUUUUGGCCUGCCAAGGUUUGCCAACACCCCCAACCCCCAAUUGCCUAUCAAGGGAUGGCAGUUGAUUGAAAACAUUUAUGUAGGAUCUCUCUAUGAAGAUAUAAACCCAACUAACAAUUAUGUUCACCUCAUGAUUUCACAAGUUCUACUCCUAGUGUCCAGAAAUAAGAAGACCAAGCUGGCUGCUUCAAUGAAGGAGCAGUACAGAGAAACCUGCGAGGAGUUACGGAGGUUGCUAAGCCAGCAGCACCUGAAGGAGGUGUGUAAAGACCGCGUCACCCAGCUGGCCCUGAAGGAGGAGCUGAACAAGCAGAAGGAGAUGGAGGAGGCCAUGUACAUCGCUCUCUGGGAGGAGGACCGGUUAGCCAAGGAGAAACGAGCCUCUGAGGAGGCCAACAAGCGGUCCGGUUGGAGGGAGGAAAUGAUUAGUGCGCUCAACGCCCAGAGGGCCAUCGCGGAUGCUCAAAGGGACGAGGCUAGGCGACUGAAGGAAGAAGAGGCGAAACUGAUGAAAGCCAAGUCGCCCAAUACAAGUGAGGAUAGCCAGAAGCAACUGUUUUAUUGGAGGGCUCAGGAAGCAAAGCGCCAUGAAUAUGCCCGCUAUGCCAAAACCCACGAAGUUGGGAUCAUUAAGGGUAAAAUGGAGGAGAUCAGCGAACAGAAACGACAUCACCGGGAGGUUCAGAAGAGAAUCGGCAUAGAAAUGCAGGCUUAUCUGGCUGGUGAAGAAGAAAGGAAAGAAAGACUUCGGGAUCUCCUGGAAGCUGAAGAGAAGGGCUUCAUUGCCGAAAUGGAAUCGCAGGAAGAAUCCAUCGAGGGACAGCAGAACAGCAUGAGAAUGAGAGCCAAGGAGCUGAGGGAGAAGCGGGAAGAGGCUCGGCGGAAACUAGUGGCAGAGAAACGGGAACUGCAGUUCCGAUGUGGUUGGGCGAUAGCGAAUAUUCGGAUCCUUUUUGGGGAAGUGUGCUCGUUUGCGGCCAGAGAAUCGGGGAUGCGCCAGCCUCCAAAAGCACAGCAUUUUCACAUGCCACGACGUGUGAAGAUGUGA